Humulus lupulus (European hop) is the source of this 2568-nucleotide messenger RNA. RefSeq lists its product as uncharacterized. The transcript is spliced from 9 exons. The record is from RefSeq and is a predicted model, not a curated record. Bases 410 to 2335 code for a protein of 641 amino acids. NCBI's taxonomy places the organism in Eukaryota, Viridiplantae, Streptophyta, Magnoliopsida, Rosales, Cannabaceae.
GAAGAAUCCAACUAUUUUCCCGGUCAUUUUCCGACCUCUUCAAAUCAAAUUAACAACCUUUACACUCCAUCUCACCAAAUAAAUAACUUACUUCAUUGAUUCCACGUUAGUGUUUAUCUUCAUUCUUUAAGAACGAAGAAGUUCACAGUUCACACCGAAACGCGUUCGUUCAAACUCUCUUUUAUAUAUACUUUAAUAUAACUCUACUUUUCCAUUGCUUUUGUAUUUUCCGCGUAUCAAAAUCUGAUAAUUAGAACUGGGUCGAUGGUGAUUUUCCUUGUUGUUUCGAAGAGUAGGUACACUCUCUUUCCCUGUUCUCCAUUUUGGCCUUCACAAUUCAGCUUCGUUUUCUUCAUACUGAAAGUUGGGUAAAGCUUGGAUAUAAAUAUUUGUUCUCUGGUGGGAGACCAUGGAGUCCAUGGAGUCUUGUUCUGAUCAUCUUUAUCCUUUAACAAGUUUGCAGAUUGGGGAUAUAAAUACAAAUCUUUCCCGGGAAUUCUUGUAUUUCGCCCCUGAUAGUCAUAAGUUUUUCAUCCUGGUUGAUAAUCAAUCAUGGAGGAAGGCCAAGCAUUCAACAUCAACCCGCCUAAAGGCAUUGGUGACCACGAAAUACAGAACUUCACCGUUUAGAAAUACUAGACCUUUACUGAGGAGCUCAAGUUUCUACUCAAGUUCUUCUAGCCAUGAAACGAGGCGCUUUUUUAAAUGGUUUCCAACUUUUGACAUUGCUAGUUGGAGAGACAAGACUCCAUUUUCCAUUAAAACUUUGUACAAGGAAUUACAUGGCUUUAUUGUGUUCGAAGUUUCAUGGGAAGAUGUUCGGGGAAUAAAUUAUUCGAAUCAGCUUCAGACAGAUGGAUCCAUGGCUUUGGAAGUGAAAUCAUUGACAAAAUGGGAAUUCAACAGCAUUGAUCAAGCAUUGAGUUGUAUGUCAUCAUGGUUCUCAGGGAAUAUACCUGAAACACAGAUAUUGAGGAGCAAUCUAAUCCUUUUGCAAGGAAAAGUUCCUUCUCAUUCAAUGAAGGAAGUUGCUGAUUCUCCUAGUAAUUAUCUACUUAAUAAUGCAUCACAAGCUGAUGAGCCCUUACCUGAAGACAAAUUCUUCAAUGCCUGCGAGUCUCCUCUUGAUGAAAAUGACGCAGUUAAUAUGGAUCAGCAUCUAGAAGAACUAGAACAGUCUGGAAACACCAAACAAAAUGGGGAAUUGGAUAGCAAAAACAAUAGUGGUAGUGAACCAAUGUUAUAUGAGGACAUUCUUUUGCUAUGCAGGUUUGAAAAUAAAGAUCUUCCAUUUAAACUAAAGCAGGUAAUUACCUCAGAUUUGAAGCUUCUUACAUUAGUUGAGUCAGGUCUCCCCACUUGGGUUAUCUUUCUUCAAUCCUAUCCACUUUUCUGUGCACUUUAUCGUCCCUGGAUGAGACCUUUGUUUAGAACUAUCUACAUACUAAUCUCACUUGUAACGGUGCUAAUUGGAUUUUAUGAUCUCUAUAAGAAUGUCCCCCUGUUGAAGGCUACUAUCUCUCACAUUUGUGGUCCUUUUUUCAACUGGAUUGAAUCAUGGGAGAUGCUUUCUAGAAUCAAAUAUCUAGGGACAAUGUUGUUCCUCCAGAAUUUUGAAAAGGCUGUGAAGUUGCUUCUUAUGACAACACGAGCAACUAAACUGCUAGUUUCAGAGGUCUCAGAUUUUCUGCUGUACCCAAUUGAAGUGAUGGCUGAUUUCUUACUGCCACUAUGGAGGUUUUUAGCUGAUACAACGGAAGCAUCGUACAAUAUUGGAUUGCUUAUAGCUGAGUUCUUGCAUAGCAUAGUUGGUCUCUUAGUCGAGGAUUUGAUCACACCCUUGAAAGUUCUCUAUUCAUAUGUGUUGAGUUCAGCCACAUUAAUUCACCCAAUCUUAAGGUCCUUGUGGGAGUUAUGCCUCUUUUCUACACAAAGUUUUCUUACAUUGGCAAGUUACGUGGGUUCUCUGUUGUAUGAAAUGUAUGAAGUGCUUGAGAAUUGCUUCAUGGUGGCUGUCAGUACCAUGACUCAGCUUACAAAUCUUGUCUUAAUAAAGCCUCAGCCAUCCGAGUUCUCACUUUGGCAUUCUCUUUGGAAAGAUAUAUUCGCAAAGGUGUUUCGCUCUAUCCGAAGUAUUAUAAGCGUUCUAUCUGCUUUGGUUGCAUCCUGCAACAGGCAUAGACUGAGUAUCUACAACUACCUAAGAGCUAUACUUCGAAAGCUUUCCAAUCGACGUGGCUUAUCCUCUGCUAACUGCUCUUGUCACCAAUCAACUCAAUCUCAUAGACAGAUUAAGGUUCAACUUGAUGCUAAAGAAUGUGGACAUUGCAAAUGAGUUUAAUUCAGUUUGGCAAGGUCUCCUUUGUAUAUAUGUAGGCAUUUUUAUUGUGAUAUGACUUUUUGGUUCGAUCAAUAGUGUCUAAUAUAAUUCAUUAUGUAAAUAUAUCAGCACUUUCUAUUGAAAUGUAUAGCUAAUUAAUUAAUCUUUGUUGGCUUUUGUAAAAAUAAAAUAAACAAUAAUAAUCUUUGUUGGUUCUAGCAAAAUACAUUUACAUUCACAUUCGUUGA